This is a messenger RNA of Chlorella variabilis, 1020 nucleotides long. RefSeq lists its product as hypothetical. The record is from RefSeq and is a predicted model, not a curated record. The transcript is spliced from 8 exons. Lineage: Eukaryota; Viridiplantae; Chlorophyta; Trebouxiophyceae; Chlorellales; Chlorellaceae. Bases 1 to 1020 code for a protein of 339 amino acids.
AUGGCUCCGCACGGCGGACACCAGGCGCCUCUGCGCCUCUGUCUGCUGCUGGCGCUGCUGCUUGCAGUGGAGUCCUCGGACUCCCUCCUGGCCAGCAGCAGCAAAGUGGAUAGUGGCGACAGCGAGGAAACAUACGCCCUCUUAGGAGCAAGUUGGAAGAAGCAGCGCGUGUGCCGCGACUGGGGAGUGGGCCUGUGGGUCGAGCAGAACAGCGGCAACAAGGAGAAGACCAACACCGCCGAGUUCAACUACGAGGAUGGCAAGGGCUUCACGCUGUUCUACCAGGGAGUGCAACUGGCUGAGCUGGCAGCCACCCCCGACUCUGGGGAGUACAAGUGGCCCAUCCUGGGGGAGCGCAACCGCACCGCCUGCGCCUGCUGCGACCUGUGCCGCGCGCAGCCCAACGAGCAGGCGAGCGGGGCCGGGGCGUCUUGCAUGACGAGCAACAAGUGCAAGGCUUGGAGCUUCCGAAGCAAGGAUGGCGCCUGCCGCCUGUUCACCAACAGCCCCUUCAACAGCAAAAACGCUGUAGCCAUUCAGAAGAACAGUGAUGAGGAUAAAGUGUGGCAGUCGGGCACGGUGGAUAAGCUCAAGGGCGGCUCCGAUAAUGGGGACUCGGAGGAUGACGAUGAUGGGGCCGAGGUCCAGUACAAGAGCACGCUGGACUGCAUGACCUACAGGCCGCCCUCCCCCACCCCGCCCGCUCCCUCGCCUCCCGGCUGGGGCUGCACCUACACCCAGGGCUUUUGGAAGAACCACGAAAGCAGGUGGCCGGUGGCCUCCCUCACCCUGGGUGCCAAACCAUACACCAAGUCUGAGCUGCUGAGUAUACUGGGAAGAUCUGUGCAGGGCAACGGCCUGGUUGCGCUGGCACACCAGCUGAUUGCCGCCAAGCUCAACGUUGCCAACGGGUGCUCGGAGCCGCCUGACAUUGACAGCGCCGACCAGCUGAUCAUUGACGACGUUGGCUCCAACAAGCCCGCGCGGCGCUCCCCUCCCAUACGUGAACUGACCCCAUAG